CAAUCGCAGUGGGCCGCGGAGUCCUGAUUUUUCGGCGCGGCCACGGUCUGGAAGCAGUGGGGGCGCCUCUGCUACAGGACUCGCUCGUGCCUGCUCUGUUGGGCCGGGCGUCUCGUGCUCGUUUGGGUGUGGUUGGCGUCCGUCCAGCCGGCCAUCUGAUCCGAUCAAAGGACGACCGUGUACGGACUUUUUGUUUUCGCAUCCAAAAGUACCUACUCAACUUACACCAUUUCCAAGAAUUGACUGCGCAUUGAGCUAUUUGUCCGAUGGGAAAAAACUAUUCUUCGGACCGAACCGGAAAGAAUUUCUUUGCGAAUCGAAGCCCAUACUCUUGGAAACUACAUCCUUUUUUAUGUUGGAAGGUCGUCAU
This is a messenger RNA of Amoebophrya sp. A120, 370 nucleotides long. The record is from the annotation of a GenBank genome assembly. Lineage: Eukaryota; Dinophyceae; Syndiniales; Amoebophryaceae.